This is a messenger RNA of Pomacea canaliculata, 2719 nucleotides long. Its product is annotated as putative ankyrin repeat protein RF_0381. The coding region runs from base 249 to 1493 and encodes 414 amino acids. Gene Ontology annotation, biological process: intracellular signal transduction. Lineage: Eukaryota; Metazoa; Mollusca; Gastropoda; Architaenioglossa; Ampullariidae. The transcript has 6 exons. Gene Ontology annotation, molecular function: protein binding. The record is from RefSeq and is a predicted model, not a curated record.
CCUUACGACAUUGUUUAGGAAACUAAUGUUAGCGUACUUCUGCUCGUGUCGUUGAGGCGGUUGAACAAAAAAACUUCAUCCAGGUUACUGAUCUGACAGGAAAAACUAUCAUCACAUAUUCAUCGCGUAUAUAUUAAAUCAGUUCUGGAAUGGUAGGAUAAGCAUUAACAACCAUCCUUCAUCUCAGGCUGAGGAGACUUGCAAAGAUUCUAAAAGGCAUUUGACAAUCUGGGGUCCUGCCUGCCUCGAUGAAAGAAGUUGAAAUACUGUGCAACAGUAUCCUCCAUGGCCAUGCCAGUUGUCAGGAUGUGGAACUGCUCAUUGACAGUUUUGCUUCAUGUUUACUGGAUAAAUGCUACAAUGGCUUCAGCCCUCUUUGCCUGGCAUGCAAGUUAAACCGGUAUGACCUUGUUGUACUACUACUGAGAAAAGGAGCAGACCCUAACUUUGCUUCAUACUACCUGGGAAAGUAUCCUCUCCAUUUUGCUUGUGACCAUUCCAAUGGGAACCUAGAGCUUGUCAAAUAUUUGCUCAAAGAAGGAGCUGAGGUUAAUGUUCGUGAUGCUGAUGGCAAUACAGGAUUGCACCUAGCAUGCACGGAGUCCAAUGUUGUUGUAGUACAGUGUUUGCUGGAGGCUGGUGCAGAUGUCAUGGCAGCAGAUGUGGAUGAUGAAACUCCAUUGGUGCGGGCAUGUUAUGCUAAAAGUGUGGAGCUUGUGGACAUUCUCAUCAAAGCUAAAAGUGAUGCUAAUUAUCCUCAUGGCCUGCCGCUAGAGAUUGCUGUCAGAGCCCCAUCUUUAGAAGUCUUGAAGCUUCUUAUCGCUGGAGGGGCUGAGGUGACACGUAAUUCAUACCUGGGUUUUGCCAGUGAACACAACUAUCUGGACAUGAUGAAGGUACUCCACAACUAUGGCGUAGAUGUAAACCUUCGUGGAGCACUGGGUCUCACAGCUCUGCAUCAUGCCUGCAUCUCUCGCGAGUCAUCUGAAGAAGCUGUUCGUUUACUUUUGCUGUGGGGUGCAGAUGUUCAACUUGUGAGUGCAACUGGUGACACAGCCCUACAUUAUGCCUGUCAGUCUUUUGCAGUAGAUAAAGCUAAACUGCUUUUAGACUACGGAACCUAUGUGAACAUGCAAGAUGGCACCCAGCUUACACCCCUUUUAGCUACGCUGACAACGAGAUGUCAGCCUGAAGAGACCGCACGAUGCUUGACCCUUGUUAAGUUGCUGCUUGCUUCUGGGGCUCGGAUACUGGCAGACACCUUGGAACGACUGAAAGUACUGAUUAUUUACCUACAAAGCUCACAGCAGGAUAAAGACAGCUUGUUCCGGCUGCUGAUGGACCAUGCCACUUCCCCACUUUCCUUACAAUCGAUCUGUCGCCUCAACAUCCGCGCCAAAGUGCCCCCAAACAAACAUGAGAGUGUGCGGCACCUUCCUCUUCCCAAGUCUUUGAUAGGUUUUUUGCAGUUUGAUGAUCUAAAUGCCAGCUAAUUUGCACCCAUAGUUGGGGUUAAGUGUGUUGAUGGCCUCCAAGCUUACUUGACUAAAAAUCUUCCCAGCAUGCCUAGUAUUUAAAAAAAUUCACAUGUGGUUUAUUUUGCUUCCAUAGAUCAAAAAACAUUUUAACAAGGAAAUAUAUUUGAAAUUCAGUUCACUAAUAAUUUUGUAUUCAAAGAGUAUAAACUUGGUACAUGCAGAAGCUAGGCGAUUUCUUAGGUUGAGCAGCCUUAACAAAAAAGAUAAUUUCCUACCAUAAAAUUUUGGAGCAUUUUGUCUUACCCCGGUUUUUUUUUAAAAUACACUUAACAUACUUUGUGUUCUAUAAGCUGAGCCUAUUGUUAGUUAUAAGUGGCCAACACAGAUGUCCAUUCUGCAAAUACAGUUAUCUGAAAGAAGUGCAUGGGUAUGCUAAAUUUUCAUCUAUUUUAGUCAUUAGUCUGUUCGUCACUAGUCAACAAUAGUGAAUCAGAAAAGUAGAACAGAUGAGGACUUUGUAUUUAAGUGUCUUUUGAAAGCGUUCAAUGCGUUUGACAUAUCUACCUAAUAAAUUUUUCUCCCUUAAAAGUCAGUAAAUGUAACUUCAAAGUGCUAAAAAUUGUGCAUUUUGUUUAUGGGCAUUGCAUUAACAUAGUCUGGUCCUUCUAUAUCUCUGCUGUCUAUUUCACAUGUUAUUUUUGCCCAUUCAGAUCCCCAAAGCUAGAUGAUAAUUUCCAUCCCAUCUUUAGUUAGGAAGCAUAUGCAGAUGAACUAUUGAUAGGGAAAAUCGUCUGUACAUGCACUUCUAAUCAUGUUAUCAGAACACCUAUGUAAACAGUCUGCGCAAAAUGGUAGAUUAAUGAAUCAUACACAUAUAAGUGUUGAAAAGAAGCAUACAUAAAAAGUAAAACAAGUUCAAAAUACUUGAUAAGAUUAGAAAACCAUGUUUCUCUUACCAACAUACCAGGUUAUCUGCUGUCUACAGUUAAAAGAAAAUAGCAUUGUAGGAAUCACAAUAUCAUUGUUUCUAAGCCUAAAAAAAGCAGUCAUUGACAUCAGAUUCGGUUUUUUUCCUAAGAAAGCUGUCCAUGCUUUUCUAUGGUUCUUGUUGGCAUAAGCUGAAACAUCUUUUUGGGACUGUCUUAUUAUUUGCAGGGUAUGCAGUUUUGUAAGAAUAGAUUACUGCUAUACAUAAGAUUAUGCUUGUUCACCCAGAUAAGGUAAUAAACAGUGUUUUAAAA